This is a messenger RNA of Argiope bruennichi, 786 nucleotides long. RefSeq lists its product as uncharacterized. Lineage: Eukaryota; Metazoa; Arthropoda; Arachnida; Araneae; Araneidae. The transcript has a single exon. The record is from RefSeq and is a predicted model, not a curated record. Bases 1 to 786 code for a protein of 261 amino acids.
AUGCCCGACACAGAAGUUUUGGAAGCAAGCGGCGUGAGCAUAAAAAUACCUCCGUUUUGGUUUGACAAACCUGAAAUAUGGUUUUACCAAGUCGAAGCUCAGUUCAAGAUUUGCAGGAUUACAUCGGAAGAGACUAUGUUUAGCCAUCUCGUCGCCCAAUUGGAGCCAAAAGUUCUAGAUGAUAUUUGGGACAUUGUGAAAGAUCCUUCCCCGAACAAAUAUACGGCGGCAAAGGAACGGCUAUUACAAAUAUUCGUCGAGAGUGAGAAUAAAAAAAUCAAACGUCUUCUCACAGGACUUGAGUUAGGUGACAUGUUGCCAAGUCAACUUCUUAGAAAAAUGCGUGCUCUUGCUGGUACGGACGUUUCGGAGAAAGCGUUGCGCACCCUGUGGCUGGAUAAGAUGCCCGAUUCAGUCAAGGGUGUUGUCAUCGUCAGUGAAGAGAAGCUCGAUAAAUUAGCUACUAUGGCCGACAAGAUCGUAGAGAUGGCGCCAAGAACAACAGAUGUUGCAGCGGUGCAGAAGGAGUCACCAGGAGUAGACCAACUCCUGGCUAAAAUCGCGGCACUUGAAGGCCAAAUUGCCUCAAUGAGGUUACAGCAAAAGCCCCGGAACCGUAGCCCUCAUCACCAUCAGAGGAGUAGAAGUCGCAGCAAAUCGAGGCGCCGCUACAAUCCACAAGGAAAAUUCUGCUUCUACCAUUUCAAAUUCGGGAAGAAGUGCCUCCCUGGCAAAUGUAUACAGCCGUGCAGUUGGGAUGAGUCGGGAAACCAGUCCCAGCAGUAG